AUGGCCGCGGGCUUGAGGGCGUUGGGCAGAAACGCUUGUGCUUGUGUGGUACUCGGUUUGUCGUUGAGCCCUACAACACCACACUUUCUUGCUUCUGGUGGAGCAAAAGGGACAGUACUCAUAUGGGAUCUUAUCAACCCUUCUGCAGAAAGAAUUCCCCAUUUUCAGUAUAAUGAAGAUGAUAAUGUGCAGAUCUCGGAUCUGUCAUGGAAUGCUCUUAAACCCAAUGUUAUUACCUCAGCAUCAAAUGUUGGUGUUAAAAUUUUGGAUAUAAGUGCCAAAUCAUCUGUGAUUGGGAAAUUUUCUUCGAUGGAAACUUGUUCAGCUGUAGAAUGGUGCCCAACUGACAAAAAUACGAUGGUCGUAGCUUCUGGAAACUACUGUAAGGUCUGGGAUGUUCGGAAAGUGGACAAGCCAUUGCACCAGUUCAGUGAUACCAAUUCCAUUGUGGCGAUAUCAUGGUGUCCAUUUGAGAAAGAAAUUGUGCUAGCAUGCACUGAAGAGAAGCUUCUUUUACUGAAUGUGAAGAAGGGCGAGGUUGUACAUGAGGUAAAAGCACCUGGCAAAUGCUUGGCCGUUCGCUGGAGCCAACACCGUGUCAACCAUUUUGCCUUAGCUACCUCGGGAGGAAGACCGGUCUACGAUAAAGUGGAGAUGUACCGUGGUGUGGGUAAUUAG
This is a messenger RNA of Miscanthus lutarioriparius, 678 nucleotides long. The record is from the annotation of a GenBank genome assembly. NCBI's taxonomy places the organism in Eukaryota, Viridiplantae, Streptophyta, Magnoliopsida, Poales, Poaceae.